UUCUGUACAAUUCUCUGCAAAAUCUGCAUCACUCACUAAAAGAUUUCCCGGAAUCAGGGACGCCCAUACGCUUCCAAAAUCCCACCAUUGAUCUUCACUCCACUCCCCCAUUUCACCCCUUUUUCUCUCUCUCUUUUCCCAGUUUUUUACUCUGUUUCUGUAACAAACAACACUAAUCCUUCUCUCUUGCUGUAUUCUUUGUGGGUUUCUUCCUAAACCGACACUGCAGUGAAGGAUUCUGCGAUCUCUUCCGUGCAUUUGGUUCGCAUUGCCAUGAAACCCAAGACCCAUCACUACCAUGGCCAUGAUUCCAAUGGCUACUCUGGCGACGGCGCUCAGAGCAGCGGCAGUAGCUCUCCCAGCCCUCCUCACUCGCCGCCGCGUUACGCCUCUAAGUGCCGCCGGAAGCUCCGGUCGAAGCCCCAUUAUUACCUCCCGCUGCGGGAACUGUUUGUCGGUGCUCUCACUCUCCGGUUUAACUUCAGAUACAUGGUGCUGCUUCCUCUGCUUUAUAUCUCUGGCUUGAUCAUGUGCGUUGGCCCUUUCUCUUCUCUCGUCGCCCAGCCCCCUCCCCCUGGUUCGCUCUACAGCAGCCAUCAAAUGUUUCGCCGCCUCCAUCACCAAAUCCACUCUGAUAAUUCCUCUGCAAUUCAGCUGUCAUCAGUUUGGAAAUACAAAAGGAUGAAGGAGAGGAAGCCAUGUUCAAAUUCAACUUCUCGACCGCAUUCAGAGUCCAGUGAACCUACAACUUACUUGAUUGUGGAUGCUAAUGGUGGACUCAAUCAGCAACGCUCUGCAAUCUGCAAUGCGGUGGCUGUAGCAGGGCUUCUAAAUGCCAUUCUAGUUGUCCCCCGCUUUGAGUUCCACAAUGUCUGGAAGGAUUCAAGUAAGUUUGGUGAUAUUUAUGAUGAAGAUCAUUUCAUAGCCGCCCUCGAAGGUUAUGUUAAAGUUGUCAAAGAGCUACCUGGGGCUUUAAUGCAAAGAUAUGAUUACAACAUCUCUAAUAUUCCAAACUUUCACGUACAAGCUUGGUCUCCUGCUAAUUAUUAUUUGGGAGAGGUUCUACCUGUUCUGCAAAGGGAAGGGGUUGUUCGAGUAUCCCCUUUUGCCAACAGAUUGGCUAUGAAUAUUCCACCUGAAAUUCAAUUCUUAAGAUGCCUGGCAAAUUAUGAAGCACUGAGGUUCUCUUCUCCCAUUCUGACUCUUGCACGUAAGCUAGUUACCCGGAUGAUUGAAAAGAGUUCAAGGGAUGAUGGGAAGUAUGUUUCCGUCCACCUACGGUUUGAGGAGGACAUGGUGGCUUUCUCCUGUUGUGUAUAUGAUGGCGGUGAAGCUGAAAAAAUUGAAAUGGAUUCAAUUCGAGAAAAAGGAUGGAGGCAAAAGUUCAAACUCAAAGACCAUCUCAUUUCAUCGGGUCUUAACCGAAUGAAUGGAAAAUGCCCAUUAACCCCCUUGGAGGUUGGAAUGAUGUUGCGCGGUAUGGGAUUUGAUAAUAACACUUCGAUUUAUUUGGCUUCGGGUAAGCUAUACCGGUCAGAGAGAUAUUUAGCUCCACUGCAGGAAAUGUUUCCUCUUUUGCAUACGAAGGAAUCUCUUGCGACGCUAGACGAGCUUGCUCCUUUUAAGGGAUAUUCUUCAAGAUUGGCAGCUCUAGAUUAUAUGGUGUGCUUGUUAAGUGAGGUCUUUGUGACUACUCAAGGAGGUAACUUUCCACACUUUUUGAUGGGGCAUCGGCGGUUCCUCUUUGACGGACACGCCAAGACAAUCAAGCCUGAUAAACGAAAGCUUGCCAUUUUAAUGGACAACAGAAUAAACUUAAGCUGGAAAGAAUUCAAGGAACAAAUGGGGGUAAUGCUUUCGGAGAGUGACCGAAAGGGGCUGAUGGUACCUAGAAUCAGACGAUUCAACCGAAAAACAUCGGUCUACACUUACCCUUUACCCGAAUGCAGAUGUCUGCAGAAAUCCCAGAAUACCAACUCCACAGACAGUAAGUAUAUGCUCGACCAGCUGCUCGGAUCCAUGAGAUAGCAAGCAGAUUUCCCUUCAAUGCAGUUCAUUAGACAUUCCAAAUAUAAUGUAAACUGAUCCUCUGAGGUGGAGGAUUCUGCAGUCGCUGGACUGAAAUGGGAACAACCCAUUGCUCUAAAUUUUGCUCGGUGUAGAUACUCCCCAUCGCCAACGUCGAAAACAAAAUGUAAUAAUUUCUUGUAUUCGUGUUAAAUUAAACGUCGUCCUUGGUAAAUGUAUAGAGCUAAGUGUGGAAGUGAAGUGUCGUUUGUAUGUGUACAUUUUGAAACUAAAGUGGCAAGUUUACAAAGGACUUCAUGGACUUUGCUUCCAUGUAUUUGAAAUCAUGAUUUUGAUUCAUUAGGUUCCUUACAAAACCAAAA
Molecule: messenger RNA, 2390 nt
Organism: Momordica charantia (bitter melon)
Lineage: Eukaryota; Viridiplantae; Streptophyta; Magnoliopsida; Cucurbitales; Cucurbitaceae
Product: O-fucosyltransferase 10
Source: RefSeq, a predicted model, not a curated record